UCGAUGGAUUUGCCAGCACUAUCAGCGGAGAUAAUAACAACAAAAAAAAAACACGGGGACAGAUGUGCACAUAUAUAGUUCGUAUUAUUUGCUUCGCCAAAAUGAAAUUGUGUGACGUCUAGUCCCUUAAAGGAGUCCACCACAUUUAAUCCUGUCCAAGCACGGGUACCCUCCAGGGCAACAGGUUUUAAACCAAAGAAUAAAGUGGCAAUAGUGUAACAAGCCCGAGCAAACCACAAAACGGGUGUCGUAAGGAGAUAUGCGCCAAGAAGGGAGUAGUCAAUGUCAGACGAUGACAACAGAGAUAAAGAUGGAGUCCCGUCCUCGUGCACGCCAUGGAUGUUACUUUUCUCUAGCCUUCUCCAUUGGUUCAAUGGGGCUGGCUUGCGGCAGUCUUUGGCAAAUUCCGAAUACCACCGACCGCAUCACACUGCAAAGAGGACUCUUUCUCACCUCCCUAGGAUUUAUAUAUUUUAUUUCGCUGACUGACUUCUGCAACAAAUACCUUGUCGAAACAAAAAGAGGUCAACAAUUCAGACGCAAGUAUCGCCUCAUGAUGUCUGAUGUUCUGGAAAUAACAAAUAAACUCGUCUCGGCCAUACAGGCAUUUUUUUCUUUUUUAGUCGGCCUUAUUGUAUGCAAAUCGACUUGCGCCAAGUCAUUUGUUUACGCAUCACACUUUCUAAUGGAGGCUUAUGGAUGGUUCGGCACCGCCUACUUUAUGUAUGACAUUUGGUCGAUGUACAAAGUGCACACGCAGAAAAUCGCAGAUAAAUUGCAUCAAUUGCGGUUGACGAAAUCUCAGCUACUAAGCAAUGGUCAUGGCAGUAAAUGCUACUAUGAUACCACAACGGAUACCGGAACAUGUAGAGGAGACGGAAAAGUUGGCGGAAAUAAUAACGGCAGUGUUCCAGUUACACCCCAUGAAAUUUGUGAUUAUGAUGGAGCUUACGUGCAAAUGCCAAAAGAUGGACGCUGGGACUUUUUAAAAUAUGUGUUGACUCAUCCAGUAAUGAUGAUACAUCAUGUGUUUAUUGGCACUUUCGGUCUGUUGGUAGUUACGUACAUUAGAGGCGGUGGGCAUUGCAUAUACAGUUAUAUGUUUAUGAUGGAGUUCUCCACUCCGUUUGUCUCAUUACGUAGCAUACUAAGCACGAUGCGCCUAAAGGACUCGCCGGCAUAUAUUGCCAACGGUUUGCUUAUGUUAGCAACUUUUUUUGUCUGUCGCGUUUGCAUGUGGCCCUAUGUGAUGUGGCGCUAUAGUAUGGCCAUUGAUGCCGUUUCCAUUUGGUCAGCCAUGUCUGGAUUACCACGUGGUUGUCUCAUCAGUAUUGCCAUUCUUUUCUUGCCGCAGCUAUACUGGUUCUAUUUAAUGGUGAUAGGGGCGAUAAAGGUGUUCUUACCCAAGCAAAAGCUUGCUCCCUUCACCAGCAUCCCCAAAAAUACAUUUACGGCCAAAUCCAUGCCCACCACAAAUAUUGCCAAUGGAAACAGCAAAACCUAGAGCAAAUUGUAAUUAGUUUUUGUUAAGCAGGAGUUUCCCUGAAUAAAACACCUUUAACGUUA
Messenger RNA from Drosophila willistoni, 1566 nucleotides. RefSeq names its product ceramide synthase. Gene Ontology annotation, cellular component: membrane; endoplasmic reticulum. Gene Ontology annotation, biological process: lipid homeostasis. Lineage: Eukaryota; Metazoa; Arthropoda; Insecta; Diptera; Drosophilidae. The transcript is spliced from 4 exons. The record is from RefSeq and is a predicted model, not a curated record. Bases 260 to 1504 code for a protein of 414 amino acids.